Salvia splendens (bonfire salvia) is the source of this 1400-nucleotide messenger RNA. Its product is annotated as CAX-interacting protein 4. The transcript has 2 exons. The record is from RefSeq and is a predicted model, not a curated record. Bases 171 to 1145 code for a protein of 324 amino acids. Gene Ontology annotation, molecular function: nucleic acid binding; zinc ion binding. NCBI's taxonomy places the organism in Eukaryota, Viridiplantae, Streptophyta, Magnoliopsida, Lamiales, Lamiaceae.
UUUUUCAAUCAUUUGCCAAUUCAGGAUCUGCACUGCACAAUCCCACACACCACAUUCCCCUAAAAUUUCAAACAAUUCGGAGAUAAAUCGGAAGCGCAAUUUCAUAAACGCCUCUAACCAGCUUGAAAGGUCGUCGAUUUUCUGCUGCCCAGCCUCAAGAUCACGCCAAGAUGCCGGCGACCGCGGGGAGGGUUCGCAUGCCCGCGAACAAUCGGGUGCACAGCAGCGCCGCCUUACAGACUCACGGCAUCUGGCAGAGUGCUAUUGGGUACGAUCCCUACGCACCCAACAAAGAAGAGAAGAGCAACGCCUCCGCUCAGAACAGCGUCGCUGCCAUGGAAGGUGAACAGGAGAACGCCUAUGCUAGUUUCCAGGGUUUACUCGCUCUUGCUCGUAUCACGGGAUCCAAUGCUGACGAGGCGCGUGGCUCCUGCAAGAAGUGUGGGCGGGUUGGGCAUCUCACGUUCCAGUGCAGGAAUUUCUUGAGCGCAAAGAGCGACGAUGAUAAGGCGAUCAAGGAUAAUGAUGCCAUCCAAGCUGCAGUCUUGUCUGGACUGGAGAAGCUCAAAGGAAAGAAAUUGAAGAGUGAGGAUAGCAGUGAGGAUGAGGAGAGUGAGAGUUCAGAUACGGAUUAUGACUCAGAAUUGGAGCGUGCUAUAGCCCAGAAGUUUGGGAGAAAAGCUAGUGGGAGUGGUAGGAAGUUGAAGAGUAGAAAGAGGAGCGAUAGUGAUGAGUUAAAUGAGAGUGAUGCUAGGGAGAGAAAAAAGGAGAAGAGAGACAGAGGGAGAUCAAAGAACAGAAAGAGUGCAAAGAGAAGGUGCAGCAGCGACUCUGAUGAUGAGGAUUCAAGCAGGAAAAAGAGGAGGAAAGAGAAAAGGAGGAAGAGGGAUGAUGAUUCCUCUGAGGAGGAGGAAAGCAAGCGGAGGAGGAGAAAGAGUAAGAAGGAGAGGAGAAGGAGGAGGAGUCACCGCCAUGGGAAUGAUUAUUCCUCUGAUGAUUCUGUGAAGCAGCGACAUAAGCGGAGGAGUGGCAGGAGCGACUCAGCAUCUGGCUCUGGUGACAGUGAAUCGGAUGAUUGUCGAGUAGGAAGGGACAAGAAGCGGUCUGAUAAGAAGAGCAGGCACCGUCGUCGUAGAGAGGACUAGCUUGCUUCUAUCUCUUAAUGAUUGCGCUGUGUCGUGAGUGUUGAGUUUGGUAACAAUUUCUAAUGUGGUGUUGAUGGAAACCGAUUAUCUGCUGUUAUUCAGUUUCGCCUAGUCUGUUGUUUGGAUUGCAUUUUCUUCCCUUCUGAUUGUAAGAAUAAUCUUUCUUCUGUAUGAAUAUAUAAAUGAUUCUGUGGGCUGAACACAUAAUUCUGUUGCAGAUUGUUAAUGUUAACUGAGUUAUUUAUGUUUGGUUUA